AUGGCCUGGCUUAUUCCCACCCCUAUUCAUCAUCCAUUGCAUGUUGCAGGCUACUACCUAAAUCCGAAGUAUUUUUAUAGCAAACCAACAAUUGAGAAUGAUCCCAUAUUGGUGGAAGGCUACUACCUAAAUCCGAAGUAUUUUUAUAGCAAACCAACAAUUGAGAAUGAUCCCAUAUUGGUGGAAGCUAAGUGGUGGAAGACUUAUGGAGCACAAACUCCACUUUUGCAAUUAUUGGCCAUUAAAGUGUUGAGUUUGACAUGCAGUUCUUCAAGAUGUGAGCGUAAUUGGAGUACUUUUGAGCAUAUUCAUUGCAAGAAGAUAAGUAGACUUGAGCAUAAGAGGUUGGAAGACUUGGUUUUCAUUAAGUAUAACCAGGAUUUGAAAGAGCGAUAUGAUUGUCGUGAUGUGAUUGAUCCAAUUGUCUUAAAUGAUGAUAAUGAUUAUAUCAAUGAAUUUGAAGUGGGAGACUUGGAGGAAGAUGGUGAACUUGUUGAAGAAUUAGUUUAUGCUGGUGAUAAUCUAACUUGGAUUGAUGUUGCUAAUGAGCUGGUGGUCUACACUAGGCAGGCAACAAAAGAAAAAGCAGCUGCAAGUGCAUAUAGGGCAAUAGCACAAGAAGCAAUAUCAAAAGAAGUGGUGGUAGAAGAAGAUGUUGAAUAA
Molecule: messenger RNA, 663 nt
Organism: Cicer arietinum (chickpea)
Lineage: Eukaryota; Viridiplantae; Streptophyta; Magnoliopsida; Fabales; Fabaceae
Source: RefSeq, a predicted model, not a curated record